CCCCUCGCUGAGUGACAGCCCACGGUCGCUGCUCCGCGGCUCCGCGGCUCAGCAGCUCUCACUCCGCGGCCACAGCUCCUCAGCCGAGCCGGGGUGUGUGUGUGUGUGUGUGUGUGCCGGGGGAGAGGACACCGAGACACCGGGGGGACGGAGCCUGAGACACCGGGACCCGCUCUGUGCUGCACCAUGUGCGGGGAACGGGACUGAAGCGCCCGGGACGGCGGGAGAAGCAGCGGAGAGGAGGAGGGAGCUCCGCAGCCAGCCACGCCGCAUGUGCUCGCCCGUGGUCGGCUUGGGAAACUUGCAGAGCCCGGUCCACCGGAGGAGAAGAAAACAAGAUAAAACAAACAAGAGGGAAACUAACACAAUCUGCUGCGGUUUCACACCCUUUGCACCGGGUUCGAGCUCCGGGGUUCGAGCUCCGGGACCCAGCAGCAGCAACACGCCGACCCCUGCCUCCUCUCACAUGCCUGCGUUGAUGUGUGGGAGCCGGGCAGCGGAGCGGAGCCGGGGGGGGGUUUGAGUCACAACUUCCACAGGAGACCCCCGAGACACGUUGAGGACAGGAAAAAAGUUAGUUGCUAGGCUGGAAGUGAAGGAGAGGGUGGUCAUGGAGGGACACGGGACCGAGGAGGACCACCAGCAGCAGCAGGACCACCACCACCACCAGCAGACUCCGACUCCUCCACCGGAGCAUCAGACUCCUCCACCGGAGCAGCAGCAGCAGCAGCCGGCUCCUCCUCCGCUGCAGAGCUGCCUGGAGGACGUGCGGAGGAGCGGCUACCUCCGCAAGCAGAAGUCCAUGCACCGGCGCUACUUCGUGCUCCGAUCCGCCUCGGAGCGAGGGCCGGCCCGCCUGGAGUACUACGAGAGCGAGAAGAAGUUCCGCGGCAAGGCCCCGGUGCCCAAGCGGGCCGUGGCGCUGGAGACGUGCUUCAACAUCAACAAGCGGGCGGACGCCAAGCACCGGCACAUGAUCGUGCUGUACACCCGGGCCGAGAGCUUCGCCGUGGCCGCGGAGAACGAGUCGGACCAGGACGAGUGGUACCAGGCCAUGGUGGAGCUGCAGUGCAAGAGUAAGAACCUCUCCGACUGUGCGGCAGCGGGUGACUACGGCGUGCCCAAUCCUGGGCCUGCAUUCAAGGAGGUUUGGCAGGUGAAGGUGUGGCCCAAAGGCCUGGGUCAGGCCAAGAACUUGGUGGGCAUCUACCGCCUUUGCCUGACCGACAAGACUGUCAACUUUGUCAAGCUCAACUCUGAUGCUGCUGCCGUGGUGCUGCAGCUCAUGAACGUCAGGCGCUGCGGCCAUUCAGAAAACUUCUUCUUUGUGGAGGUGGGACGCUCCGCCGUGACAGGCCCGGGCGAGUUCUGGAUGCAGGUGGAUGAUUCGGUGGUCGCCCAGAACAUGCAUGAAACUUUGCUCGAGGCGAUGAAGGCACUGAGCGAGGAGUUCCGCCAACGCAGCAAAUCUCAGUCAAACUCCGGCCCUGGAGGAGGUGCCACUGCUUCAAACCCCAUCAGUGUACCCUCACGCCGCCACCACCCAAACCCUCCUCCCAGCCAAGUGGGCUUCACCCGCCGGCCCCGAACUGAGCCCCCUGGAGGCGCUCACUGUGGAGCAGGAGGCAGCAGUGCCAACGCUUCUCCAACCCCACGGGAUAUCUUCCCCAGGUCUCGCACUGCCAGUGAUUGCGGGAAAGGGGAGGAUGGGAUAACUGGGACCACACCGCUCCAGGGACCGAGCUCCAGUCCCUCCCUCAAUGGCUCCUGCUCUACCACCCCGAUCCUCAGGUCCAAGUCAGCCCGUUCAGUCCCCACCUCAGCUGCUAAAACUCCUCUUGGGCUGAUGCGCUCCAUCUCCACCCCAGCGCCGUCCCCAGCCCAAAGCCUCUCAUCUAGCUCUGGGCAUGGCUCUGACUUUGGAGGUGUAACAUCUCCUGCUCCUACUGGCCCGGGAUGUGGAGCCUAUAGCCGUGUUCCCAGCCAUCAUGCCUCCGUCUCUGGCUCACCCAGUGACUAUGGCUCCUCAGAUGAAUAUGGCUCUAGUCCUAGCGAUCACACGCUCCUUACCUCCCCAAGCCUCCCUGGAAGCUCUGUUGGUAGCGUCAUCAGCCAGGGAUUGGCUGAUGACGGUGAUGAGGGAGCCAACUACAUCCUGAUGGGCCAACGUGGUGGUGGGGGCAGUGGUAGCAACAGCAAUCAAGGGAGCUUGACGUCCAGUUCCGUGCCAGCACCAGGAACACCACCCUGUGGCUCCCAGGCCCACACCAGGAGAGUGCUGCGUCGCUCGUCAAGUCGUGAAUGUGAAGCUGAACGUAGGCUGCUGAGUAAACGGGCUUCCUUACCUCCUAUGGCUCUGGAGAGGCUGGCCCCACAUCAGCGUAGAGCUGAGGAACCAGCAGAUGAAGAUUCAGCCGAUUAUGCCAUCAUGUCGAGGAGCACCAGCCGUGAGUCCUUCGUUUCCCCCUCCUCCUCCACACAGAGGGAAUCUGUCAUUGGGGCUGGUUCAGCAGGGGGAGGAGGAUACUUGGAUGUGGCCGAGUUCAAAAGUGAAGUGAGUGGAGGAGCAGGUGGAGGAGUAGAUAUAGUUGUAGACAAUGGGUAUAUGUCCAUGCUACCUGGUGUCAGUCAGACUCCAGAAUCCCAGUCUCUGGCUGUCUCUGUCCCAGACUCAGAUUCUAAACCUGCUGAUGAUUACAUGGCUAUGACCCCUAACAACAGUGUGUCCCCUCCACAGCCAAUCCGGCCUCCACCAGCUUCUGACGGCUAUAUGAUAAUGUCCCCGAACAGCAGCUGCUCACCUGACCAGCGUGGUGGUCUCGCUGGAGGAGCUUGGAUGGGCAGUGGCAGUGCAGACAGCAGGGCAGGCAGUGACUACAUGAACAUGUCUCCUAUCAGCGCUCGUUCUGUAAAUGGCAGCCCCCCACCCCCUGAACACCCUGCUCAUUUGGAGACCAGUUCUCAACAACAAGCCCCCAAGAUGGUUUAUUCCUACUAUUCGCUUCCCCGGUCGUACAAACAUAACCCCUCUGCUGGACACUUUGACGAUGGACGAGGCAGAAGGCCCAAUGGGACUUGUAGUAGGGGAAUGAGUGGAGGUAGGCCGAUGGGAGUGCGUCAGGAGCCUGCAGCAUCAGGUAACUCAGCGGUGGGACGCCACCUGUCACUCUCAUCUUCCUCAUACUCCUCCAGCUCAGCUAGCAGCGAGAGCCUUGGGGAGAGCGAGGAGAGAGCUGCCCAGUCAGUGGCCGGGGGAACUCAGUCCAAAGAUGGAAUUAAGCUCCAGCAGAGACGGGGCUCCAGCGGGUUGUCCAAGCAGGGUAACCACACUAGAAACAGACCAGUGAGUCUGUUUGUGGAUGUUUCUAAAGCUAAUACCCUUCCUAGAGUCCGUGAGAAUCCCUUGCCCCCAGAACCGAAGAGCCCUGGAGAGUAUGUAAGCAUCGAGUUUAAGGGGGAGAGGUGUGGCCAGACUGGGGUUGGAGGAGGACGUGGCCGGGGUCUCAGGCAUGGCUUAUCACUGCCUCACUGCUCAAGCAGCCAGAGUCCUCAUCACAGGACAACUUCUUGCCUAGGGAACUAUGUCCCGCUCUCCCGCAGCCCCUCUGCUCCCAUCACUCCCCCUGCUGCCUCUGAAUAUGUCAACAUGGACUUGGGCCCUUCUCCGUCCCCCUCACCCCUCUCUCUUAACCCAAUCGUUUUCCCAUCUUUCCACACCCCUCCCACGCCUCCCACUCUUGCUCAUGCGCCCAAAUCUUGUGAGGAGGGUCCUAAUGUCCCUCGUGAAGAGAGAGCCAAAGUAGCCGAGGCCCCACUUAGGAAGAGCAGAGAAAGUGCUUCCUCAGUGUCUGAGUCCGUGUCCCCUAUAUCCUGUGGAGACUACACAGAGAUGGUCUUCUCCUUAAAUAGCAACAUUGUCCCUAGGUCCUCAUCCAGUGUCUCUCCCAAAGCCCCUUCCCCGGUCAGGACUGAUCCUUCUGUUCCAGUUCUGUCCCGGGGGCUAGAAUUCUCCCUCGCUAAACCUGGACUCAAUCCGGACCACGGGGCUAAAGUCAUCCGUGCCGACCCCGGAGGACGCCGACGUCAUUGCUCGGAAACCUUCCUGGCCGCGCCUUCCCUCCCCACCUCCACCUCCACUUCCUCUUCGUCCACUGCCUCCCUCUUUCCAGAACACACCCAGGCUGUGGCUCGUCGGCUGGGCUUUGAAGGCGUGCUGUGGGGGAACGGUGCUGCGAAUGACACCCCCACUCAGUGCCCCCUCCCCGGACAACAGCCCCUUCCCACAAACACUUCAUCCACAGAGCAAGGUCUUAACUAUAUUGACUUGGACUUGGUCAACAAAGAGAGCCCCCAUUUGGGCCUGGAUGGACCCUCAGGUAGCCAGGCCCCUUCUCGCCUCUUCUCCGUGCUGGGUGUAGGUUCUGGGAUCGGGGGGGUGGGCGCUGCAGUCGGCGGCAGCGGCAGCUCCAGCCUCAACACGUAUGCCAGCAUUGACUUCUACAAAUCAGAGGAGCUGCGGACACAUCAGAAUGGAAACAAGGAGGGAACAGAGUGCUGAUGUCGGUGCGUCGUCCUUGGGGGGGAAACAAUCUGGUACCACUCACUUCGAAGCCACGCCCCGAUCCUAUCCGUGUACCCAAUUGCAUCAAAGGAGCAACUGGAUCGGACACGCCCCCCCCGAAGAAGCACUUUGACAGAGACCGACGGAAAAGGGUCUUUUUUUUCUCUUCGCUUUCAUCUGGUUGCUUACGGAAACCAGCGGAGACGUGUGCCAAAUGACAUUCUUGAAAAAGAUUCUUGCUGCUCUCAUUCGCUGAGUGAAAGCCAAUCAGAGAAAGGUACAAAAAAUGGAGAAAACAUCCAAUCGUAAAGAGUGCAAAGGUGGCUGAUUAUCAUGUGUAUGAGAAAGAAAAUAUAUAUAUAGAACUAUUUACAGUAACUGCUAAAGAAAAAGUGCCUCAUUUUCAGACUGUAGCUGUUUUGCAGAGAACUUUCAACUUAGCCUUGACUAAGUUCAACUUUGGGUUCUUUCUUUGUGCUUAAUUUGAUGUAGUUUCCAAAAAUAUGCAGAGGAACAUAUUGAAAAAAAGUGAAUCGCACUUAAUGCCGCGUUAAUGUCAUAUCAAAUCCAUGGUACGUUGUCAAUAUAAACACUAUCCGUUAAAUUUGGGGCACCGUGAAUGAAGGGCUUUGGCUGAAUUUA
Limanda limanda (common dab) is the source of this 5203-nucleotide messenger RNA. Its product is annotated as insulin receptor substrate 1-B. The transcript has 4 exons. Lineage: Eukaryota; Metazoa; Chordata; Actinopteri; Pleuronectiformes; Pleuronectidae. The record is from RefSeq and is a predicted model, not a curated record. Gene Ontology annotation, biological process: insulin receptor signaling pathway. Gene Ontology annotation, cellular component: cytosol; plasma membrane. The coding region runs from base 611 to 4558 and encodes 1315 amino acids. Gene Ontology annotation, molecular function: phosphatidylinositol 3-kinase binding; insulin receptor binding.